This is a messenger RNA of Benincasa hispida (wax gourd), 5223 nucleotides long. Its product is annotated as histidine kinase 2-like. Gene Ontology annotation, molecular function: phosphorelay sensor kinase activity. The record is from RefSeq and is a predicted model, not a curated record. NCBI's taxonomy places the organism in Eukaryota, Viridiplantae, Streptophyta, Magnoliopsida, Cucurbitales, Cucurbitaceae. Gene Ontology annotation, biological process: phosphorylation; phosphorelay signal transduction system. Gene Ontology annotation, cellular component: nucleus.
AAAGCAAGCCAAAAUCCCACGACCCAAUUGUAGAAAUUUUGCCAAAGUCGAGGGGAUUCUGUUCUGUUCUUAAAAGUUAAAAUGAAUUAAUCUCUGUUGUUAAGAGGGUUGAUUUUGUUUUGAUCAUAGCUUUCUUUUGUUUGCUUUUGCUUAACGUUCUUCACUGGAUGAUGAGAUAAUGAUGUACCCACUUUGAGAUAGAGAACAAGAGAAGAGAGAGAGGGGAUACUUUUUUUUCUUCUUUAUUUUUGGUUUGGGUUUUUUUCCCUUUUCUUUUUUUCCACUAUCUGAUCAUUGAUUCCAGUUGUUAUAAUUAUGGAGGAACCAACUGGGUUUAACCCUCUUUGAAAAAAAAAUUCCCCUUCUCGCUUCCCCUUCCCCACCAUCUUAUCAUUGAUUCCAGUUAAAUUCUUGCAUCACCCAACUGGGUUUUACCUCCAUUCACGAGAAGUAGAGGCAAAAGGGGAGAAAAGGGUCGAUACUUCUUCAAAAUAACGACUGGGUUUUAUCCAGUCUGUUGCCAAUAUGAUUCGUACGAAGCUUUUAGUCGAUUAACGCCAAUGAUUUCUAUGGAUUCAAGUUCUGCACAGAACCAGACUAGGGAGCUUUGGAUUGGAGGACAGAACGGGGGUUCUUUUGGGUCGUUGAUUAAUAAUUAGUCCCUGUUUCGAGUUUUUUCAAGGGGAUUCUUACUUAGUGUUGAGUUUGAUGAGAAGGGUCAGUGAAGAAUCGGUGGUAUUUCUUUAAUUUGUGGCUUUUUAUAGUUAAAUUUUGUUUUGUUGUUUUCCGGUGGAGGAUUUUUAUGUGGAGGGGUUGCUCUGGCGGAGCUGGGGUUUUUCUCAAGCUCUCAAGGUGCUUACUGAGGAUGUCUUUGAGCUGCAAGUUUUCUACCGCUAACGGGAAAUUUCCAGCUGGGUUUAAGCUGAAGAAGGCUAAGGAACAUCUAUGUUCGUUAAAUUCCACCGGGAAAUGGAAGAAGAAGCUUCUCUGUUUUUGGAUUUUUGCUGUAGUUAUAGUUUUAAGCAGUUGGUUUUCCUUGCGUUCGUAUAAUGUGAACAGUGGAACAAAACAGAAGACCUCGAACUUGUUCAACGAAGAAACUCGAACUUUGCUGCGGCAUUUCAAUGUAAGCAAGAAUCAACUUCAAGCUAUAGCUUCCUUGUUAUCCGACUCAGAUCGGAUGUCAUCCAUUGGGUGCACCAAUGAUUUUGGAUCUGACACAUCACAGUUGAAUGGAAUUGCCUGUGCCCUAAGGUUACUGUACUGGGAGCAAGAUUUUCACAAGCAGUUUGUAUGGGUUGAAGAAAGUGAAGAUUCCAAUGUUGGGGAGUGUCCAAUUCCAACUGAGAAGAUCCCUGGAAAUUCUGGCCAAUUAUUCUCUGAUGACAUAACUGUUCCAUUUGCUACAGACUUAUCUGCCUCUUUACUCUCUACUGGAAAUCAGCUUUGUGAAAAGAUAAUUGAACAAGCAGGAGUGGGAAGAUGCCUUUUAAGAAAGCACUGGAAGAAUUUUUGUAGUUCGUUGAUUGGAUGUUUUUGGGUUCUCCUUGGAGUGAUAGCAUUCCAGAAAAUAUCUGGUUUUCAUCUAAAAUUGUGGAAUAAGAAACAUCCAAAGCCAAACCAGCCAUUGGUUCAUCAACAGAGGGUCUUACUAGGGAGAAAGCAACAUCAACAAGCCAAAGAGUCUCCUAAAGGAGCUGGGAAAUGGCGGAAGGUGCUCCUAAGAAUAUUUAUUGUAGUUGGAAUCGUUGGGUCCAUUUGGUUAUUUUGGUACCUGAACCAGACAGCUAUUUUGAGAAGAGAAGAAACACUUGCAAACAUGUGUGAUGAGCGAGCCCGGAUGUUGCAGGACCAAUUCAAUGUUAGCAUGAACCAUGUUCAUGCAUUAGCCGUUCUUACCUCUACCUUCCACCAUGGGAAACAGCCUUCUGCCAUUGAUCAGAGAACAUUUAGUGAGUAUACAGAAAGAACAGCCUUUGAAAGACCACUGACUAGUGGUGUAGCUUAUGCUUUGAAAGUUAAUCACUCAGAAAGGGAGCAUUUUGAGAUGAUGCAUGGAUGGACGAUAAAGAAAAUGGAGACAGAGGACCAAACUCUUGUUCAAGAUUGUAAUCCAGAAAAUUUGGAACCUGCACCAAUUCGAGAUGAAUAUGCACCUGUCAUAUUUUCUCAAGAAACGGUAGCUCAUAUAGUUUCUAUCGACAUGAUGUCUGGAAAAGAAGAUCGCGAGAACAUCUUGCGAGCUAGGGCUUCUGGAAAGGGUGUGCUUACAUCUCCUUUUAAACUCUUGAAAUCUAAUCACCUUGGAGUUGUCCUCACAUUUGCUGUCUAUAACACUGACCUCCCUCCAGAUGCUACUCCUGAGCAACGUAUUGAAGCUACUGUUGGUUAUCUAGGUGCCUCAUAUGAUAUCCCCUCACUGGUGGAGAAGCUUUUGCAUCAGCUUGCUAGCAAGCAGACAAUUGUUGUGAAUGUUUAUGAUACAACCAAUGAUUCUGCUCCCAUCAACAUGUAUGGCUCUGAUUUUACCGAUACCGGGCUACUGCAUAUUAGUAAACUUGAUUUUGGGGAUCCUUUAAGAAGGCAUGAGAUGCAUUGUAGAUUCAAGCAUAAACCUCCACCUCCUUGGACAGCUAUCAAUUCAUCAGUAGGUGUCCUAAUCAUUACCUUGCUGGUUGGCCAUAUUUUUCGUGCAGCUAUAAGUCGGAUUGCAAAAGUGGAGAAUGACUAUCACAAGAUGAUGAAGCUUAAAAGUCGUGCUGAAGCUGCUGAUGUGGCCAAAUCACAGUUUCUGGCAACAGUUUCCCAUGAGAUCAGAACACCAAUGAAUGGUGUUUUAGGCAUGCUGAAAUUACUGAUGGACACUAACCUUGAUUCAAAUCAACUGGAUUUUGCCCGGACUGCUCACGAGAGUGGAAAAGAUCUGAUAUCACUCAUAAAUAAGGUUCUCGAUCAAGCUAAGAUAGAAUCAGGAAGGCUUGAACUUGAAUCUGUACCUUUCGAUCUGCGUGCUAUAGUUGAUAAUGUGCUCUCACCUUUUGCACUCAAAUCCAAUGACAAGGGAAUUGAGUUGGCUGUUUAUGUCUCUGAUUUGGUGCCUGAAGUUGUCAUUGGUGACCCUGGACGCUUUCGUCAAAUAAUUACUCAUCUUGUUGGAAAUUCACUCAAGUUUACUCAUAAUAAGGGGCACAUACUAGUCUCAGUGCAUCUGGCUGAUGAAGUGAGAGGCCCAGUUGAUUUUAUGGACAUUGUGCUUAAACAAGGCUCAUAUGUAGUUGGAGACACAUCAAACAAUAGCUGUACUACAUUUAGUGGGUUACCUGUGGUGGAUAGAUGGAAAAGCUGGGAAAAUUUCAGAAAGUUCAGCAGGACGGAUGCGGUGGAGGAACCCAAAACAAUUAGAAUUCUCGUGACUGUUGAGGAUACAGGUGUAGGAAUUCCCCAAGAUGCACAAAGCCGAAUAUUCACUCCUUUUAUGCAGGCUGAUAGUUCCACUUCUCGGACGUAUGGUGGCACUGGAAUAGGAUUGAGCAUUAGCAAACGUUUGGUGGAUCUCAUGGAAGGGGAGAUUGGGUUUGUGAGUGAGCCUGGUAUAGGCAGCACAUUUUCAUUUACGGUUUCUUUCCAGAAAGGGGAAAUAAGUUUUUUGGAUACAAGGCGGCCACAGUAUGCUGUGGGUAUUGGAGAGUUCCAGGGGCUAAGAGCAUUAAUAAUCGAUAAUAGCUGCAUUCGAGCAGAGGUCACGAGAUAUCAUCUGCAGAGACUGGGGAUUUCUGUUGAUAUAACUCUGAGUGCAGAAUCUGCUUAUCAAUAUCUAUCCAAUACCUCGAAUGCAAGAGCAUCAACACAAUUGGCCAUGAUUCUUAUAGACAGAGACAUCUGGGACAAGAAAGUUGGUCUCAAGUUCCAUCUUUUGUUUAAAGAGCAUGUGGAUAAAAGUGUGACAAAUGUCCAGAUGAAUGGUCCAAAGCUCUUUCUCCUGGCAAACCCCAAAAGCUCCAAUGAGCAAUAUGAACUUAAAUCUUCUGGUCAUGUAAAUAAUAUCUUAAGUAAACCUCUUCAGUUAGACGUGUUGGUGAGUUGCUUCCACGAAGCCUUUAGGAUUGAGAAGAGGAAUCAAGUAAUUAUUAAAAAACCAUCUACUCUUGGAAAGCUACUGAAAGAAAAGCAUAUUUUGGUUGUGGAUGACAAUGCUGUUAACAGAAGGGUGGCAGAAGGUGCACUAAAGAAAUAUGGAGCCGUUGUAACUUGUGUAAAAUGUGGAAAGGAUGCUGUAGCUCUCCUCAACCCUCCACACAACUUUGAUGCUUGCUUCAUGGACCUCCAGAUGCCUGAGAUGGACGGGUAUGAAGCUACAAGACAGGUCCGUGCUGUAGAAAGUGAGGUGAACGCGAAAAUUGCAUCUGGAGAAGUGUCGACUGAGGACAAUAAAGUCCAUUGGCACACGCCAAUAUUUGCUAUGACAGCAGAUUUAAUUCAGGCCAUGAAUGAGGAGUGCCUGAAGUGUGGGAUGGAUGGUUAUGUAGCUAAGCCAUUUGAAGAGGAGCAACUUUAUUCGGCUGUAGCACGUUUUUUUGAGACUGCUUAACACAGUACUGCACACAGCGGCAAUAACUGUUUCUUACCUCUCUGACCCAAAGGUCACUCUUAUGCUAGGAUGGAUGGCUCCAGAUUAUGGCUGCCCAUCUUCUGACUACUCUAUCCAGCUAUCAGAUGGUGGAUGGAGUUAAUCUGGUCAUGUCCUUAUCUAUUAAUUUGUGGAAUGACAACCAAUGUUAGGUAGUCUUAGCAGUGGGUGUAGGCCGAAGAGGAAAUCGAGCAAACGAUGCAUGAUCCAGGGCUCCAACGGCCAUAAACUAACAAAUGGCUUCCUAGAUGACCCUCGACUUCUUGUCAGGGAUAAUAGAAUCGUCACGAUUUUCCGAGCUGACUCCAAUGAUUCAACAUUUAUCACUAGCUGUAUGUACUCUGACAGAUUUAACAAAAUACCAAUAACUUCUAAUAAUCAGAAACACCAGAAAAUUCAUAUUUGAAGGAAGGUCUGCUGCUGUUUCCAAGUAUUGACAUUUGAAGAGUUUGUAUAUUGCCAUGUAUACAAGAAUUUGUCUUAAAAUUAUUUUGUUACUGUUGUCACCUAUGUAAUAUUCUGAUGUAUAUUUGUAAAUCAUUCCUGUAAGACUGCAGUUUAGUAAAGGAGUAGUUGAUAUUUUGUAUCAUUCUCCA